Molecule: messenger RNA, 324 nt
Organism: Coccomyxa subellipsoidea C-169
Lineage: Eukaryota; Viridiplantae; Chlorophyta; Trebouxiophyceae; Coccomyxaceae
Product: RNA-binding domain-containing protein
Exons: 1
Coding region: 1-324 (107 amino acids)
Molecular function (GO): RNA binding
Source: RefSeq, a predicted model, not a curated record
AUGGAUUCUCGUGCGAGAAGCGCAAAGCGAGAUUGCAACGUGCACGCAAAUCUGUACGUGAGAAACCUCCCAAAGGACCUUGAUGAGGGCACAUUGCAGCAGCUAUUCCAGAGCUUUGGCCCCCUAGAAUCCUGCAGACUGGUCAAAGAAGCCAGCAGUGGAAUAUCCAGGGGCUACGGCUUCGUUAGAUUUUCCUCUGUGAGUGCUGCUGAGGCGGCCAUCAAGGCAUUGAAUGGAGCUCGUCUGAGCUCGAAUAUAUUGGAAGUACAUCAUGCAGAGAAGGAUGCAAGCCCCACAGGCCCAGGUAAUUUCCAGCCAACAUAA